ACUGCUCCCGCUCCAUUGUCUGGGAAUUGCAGCCGCGGGGCGGGCGGCGGCGGCGGCGGCGGCGGCCGGGACCCAGCGGGCCAGGUGGGGACGGCGCGGAGCGGGUGCGGGAGAUGCCGUGCGGGACUGGGGCCACCUGAGCCGCCCGCCUCGUCCCCGCCUUCUGUGGGAAGGAUGUGCGCGCGGAUGGCCGGUCGCACAACAGCGGCCCCUCGGGGGCCCUACGGCCCCUGGCUCUGCCUCCUGGUGGCCCUCGCCCUGGACGUCGUGAGAGGUCAGCGGGAGGGGAGGGCCGGGGCGAGGGGCGGCCGGGCCCGGCCGAGUGGGAGCGAGUGAUGCCCGGGAGCCACCAACCUUUGGGUUCUCGGACUGAACCCUGAGCGGGGUCGCCCCGCAGCGCCCUGAAGGUCGGAGAGUUCUUGCCCUCGGGAACCUGCCCCCAGCCACUCGCCCCUAAGGCUUCCUUCACCUUGCACGACCCGGCAACUCCUUCCUGACCCGGGGCAGCCCGGCGCAGGGGCUUCCCCGUCCCGCACCUUCUGCGAGGGACCCCUCAGCCCGGGCAUCGAACCCGGCGGCCCCGGUCCCGGGCGCACUAGCGUCAUCCCCACUCCCUCACUGUGGUCUGUAGCGCUGCACCCUCCUAGCCUCCUUCCGCCGCCACCAACCCACCCCCCUCGGGAGUGGAAAGCAGCCCCUUUGCCUGGGACCUGCAACAGACGCAAGCCCUCCCUCCCCCUUCCCCCAGGGCUCCCUGACCUUGGCGUCUCCAGGGAUGGCCGCAUCCUUGCCUUCCAGAACCUUUGAGAGGAUUCCUGUCACUGCGGGAAAGGGCAGCAACUUCCCUGUGCUUCGGGGUGGGGGUCGGACUCCCUUGGCCUGGGCUAGCUGGGCUGUGGCUGCAAGGCAAAGGAUGCCACAGAAGACAGAGGGACAGUGAAACAUUCUCUGCCCUCCCCACCGAGAGAGCCGAGCGCUGGGUGAUGGGAGUCCGUGGGAGUCAGGCUAAGAGCAUCUUGUAAUUAUGGAGGCAAUGGAGUAGGAGGCGAACCUGAAGCCAGUGGCUGCCCCCAGAGAGCAGUGGUCACUUGUUACGCUUGGGGCAGGGGGCAGGGAGAGCCUGUCAGUCAUAUGCUCCUUGGUGGGGAGGGCCAGGAAGGAGGUUGAAACCAAUUCCCCCACCCCCACCCACAGUCCAGCUGUGGGGCUGAGAGGGAGCUAGCUGUGGGGUUGCUUUCAGCCACCUGCUCCCCAUCCCGAGGGACGCCAUGGGAGUCCUAAUAGAGAGAGGAGGAAAACCUUGUCAAAUCCAUUAUGCAGCAGCAAUAAUGCCUGCUCCCUCCAGACAGCACUCCACAGUUUACACAGCCCUGUCCUGUCCACAGUGCCACCUAAUGCUCCUGCCCCUUUUACAAGUGAGGAAACAGGCUUCAAAAUGUUAAUGCCUGACCCAAGUUUCAUCAAUUUAAAUUCAGGUCUCCAGGCUCCCAGGAAAUCCUCUCUAGGGAGCGCUUCCUAGUUUGGGGGAAUUCCAGGAUGAGCAAGACAGGGUCCCUUGUUUAUAGGAAGAUUACUAAUUCAGAGGAGGCACCCAGGGUUGCAAAAGACAGGAGACUGGUGGGAAGGUGAGUAACCAAGGAGGGCUUCCUUCAGAAGGAGGCAGUAUUCACUCAUGGCCCUGAAUGAGGAGGGAGGUGCCACCGGGCAGAGCAGAGGAGAGGAGGUGCGCUCCAGGGCAUGAAGCCUGCAGGGUGCACCGUGGCAGUGGAGAGUGGAGAGAGAAGUGGCAGGUGGAGACGCCGGAUGGUCUAGUGGCUAAUACCUGGGAUCAACCCCCAGCUCCUUCACUCUCCAGCUGUGGAACCACAGGCAAAUACCUUAACCUCUCGGCCUCAUUUUCUACAUCCACAAAAUGGGAUUCAUCAUAAUAGAACCUGGUUCACAGAAUUAUUACAAAGACUCAAAGAGUUCAUAUACAUACAGUAUUUAAAUUCUCACCUGCAUAUAGCAUUCACAAAAUGCUAAUUAUUAUUAUUAGUGCUCAUAGUUAGAGCAAACCAAUAUGGCUUAGUGCUCCUUUGUCCUUCUGAUGAUUGACUAUUUUGACUGUCUUCCCCAGGCUCCUGGUCCCCACCCCACCCCCAGGGCAAGCAAGUGCCUUCACAGACCUCUUCAGCACCUUCCGCGCCCGCCCAUCCCACACUUGCACUCGAUACCAGUCGGUUCAGGGAAGAAGGGAGCAAGCUUGGAAAGAUGGUGCAGGUUGCCAUGGCAAUGAUGGGGGAGGAGGGGUGGAUGCCCAGCAGAGCCUGGCCAAGGAUUCAGGGCAGAGAAAGCUCACUUCAUUACCAUAUUUUACUACACUGGCCCAGUCUGCCGACGGUUGCACCCCAGAAGUGCCUUGGUAUCAGAGGCGAGUAGAUGGAGGGCAGGAGUUGGGGAAAAGGAGACAUUGAGAAGGCUGUUGGCGAGAAGAAGGCCAAGGUCUGUGGAAAGUAGAAGGAAUAGCUGGGAAGCAUCCAGUCCUGGACUCAGAUUCGAAUCCUGGCUUUGCUACAUACUACCUGUGUGAGGCUCUUUAAGCCUCAGUGACCUCAUCUGUGAAAUGGUGGUGAGAGGGGAAGGGACAUUUACAGCCCUUUUCUCCCUCCCUUGCCCACAACUACUGUGCCCCAGCAUGGCACCCGGGUCAGCCCCUGCCAGCUCUGGAGCUGUCAUCAUCUCUCCCUCUUAUGCCUCUUCAGUGGACUGUGGCCAGGCUCCCCUGGACCCUGUCUACCUGCCGGCAGCCCUGGAGCUCCUAGACGCCCCUGAACACUUCCGUGUGCAGCAGGUGGGCCACUACCCACCUGCCAACUCCUCUCUGAGCUCCCGAUCUGAGACCUUUCUGCUCCUACAGCCCUGGCCCAGGGCCCAGCCACUUCUCCGGGCCUCCUACCCACCUUUUGCCACUCAGCAGGUGGUCCCCCCUCGAGUCACUGAGCCCCACCAACGGCCAGUCCCAUGGGACGUGCGGGCCGUUUCAGUGGAAGCGGCUGUGACUCCAGCAGAGCCCUACGCCCGGGUUCUCUUCCACCUCAAAGGGCAGGAUUGGCCACCAGGGUCUGGCAGCCUGCCCUGUGCCCGGCUCCAUGCCACACACCCUGCCGGCACUGCUCACCAAGCCUGCCGCUUCCAGCCAUCCCUGGGCGCCUGCGUGGUGGAGCUGGAGCUUCCCUCGCACUGGUUCUCACAGGCCUCCACCACACGGGCCGAGCUGGCCUACACGCUUGAGCCUGCAGCUGAGGGCCCUGGGGGCUGUGGCUCCGGCGAGGAGAACGACCCUGGGGAGCAGGCCCUCCCAGUGGGGGGUGUGGAGCUGCGCCCAGCAGACCCCCCGCAGUACCAGGAGGUACCUCUGGACGAGGCUGUGACUCUGCGGGUGCCUGACAUGCCAGUGCGGCCCGGCCAGCUCUUUAGUGCUACCCUCCUGCUUCGGCACAACUUCACAGCCAGCCUCCUGACCCUGCGGAUCAAGGUGAAGAAGGGGCUGCAUGUGACAGCCGCCCGCCCAGCCCAGCCCACACUCUGGACUGCCAAGCUGGACCGCUUCAAGGGCUCCAGGCACCACACCACCCUCAUCACCUGCCACCGUGCUGGGCUCACAGAGCCAGAUUCCAGCAGUCCCCUUGAACUGUCUGAGUUCCUAUGGGUGGACUUUGUGGUGGAGAAUAGCACUGGUGGGGGCGUAGCGGUCACUCGCCCCGUCACGUGGCAGCUGGAGUACCCAGGCCAGGCCCCUGAAGCAGAGAAGGACAAAAUGGUGUGGGAAAUCCUGGUGUCUGAGCGGGACAUCAGAGCCCUUAUCCCACUGGCCAAGGCUGAGGAGCUGGUGAAUACAGCACCACUGACUGGAGUGCCCCAGCAUGUCCCCGUGCGCCUUGUCACUGUGGACGGCGGGGGGGCCUUGGUGGAGGUGACAGAGCAUGUCGGCUGCGAGUCUGCCAACACACAGGUCCUGCAGGUGUCUGAGGCCUGUGAUGCCGUGUUCGUGGCUGGCAAGGAGAGCCGGGGCGCCCGGGGGGUGCGAGUGGACUUCUGGUGGCGCCGGCUCCGCGCCUCGCUGCGGCUGACCGUGUGGGCCCCCCUGCUACCGCUGCGUAUCGAGCUCACCGACACCACCCUCGAGCAGGUCCGCGGCUGGAGGGUACCUGGCCCUGCUGAAGGGCCUGCGGAACCCGCUGCAGAGGCGUCGGAUGAGGCCGAGCGGCGCGCCCGUGGCUGCCACCUGCAGUACCAGCGGGCCGGUGUGCGCUUCCUCGCCCCCUUCGCGGCCCACCCGCUGGACGGCGGCCGCCGCCUCACGCACCUGCUUGGCCCCGACUGGCUGCUAGACGUGUCCCACCUCGUGGCGCCACACGCCCGCGUGCUGGACUCGCGUGUAGCCUCUCUGGAGGGUGGCCGUGUCGUGGUGGGCCGGGAGCCCGGUGUCACCUCCAUUGAGGUGCGUUCCCCACUGUCUGACUCCAUCCUGGGGGAGCAGGCGCUGGCUGUGACGGACGACAAGGUCUCAGUGCUGGAGCUGAGGGUGCAGCCAGUGAUGGGCAUCUCGCUGACCUUGAGCCGGGGCACUGCCCACCCCGGGGAGGUCACAGCUACGUGCUGGGCACAGUCAGCCCUUCCCGCCCCAAAGCAGGAGGUGGCCCUCUCCCUAUGGCUGUCCUUCUCUGAUCACACUGUGGCCCCAGCUGAGCUCUACGACCGCCGUGACCUGGGACUGUCCGUCUCAGCCGAGGAGCCUGGUGCCAUCCUGCCAGCUGAGGAGCAGGGUGCCCAGCUCGGGGUGGUGGUGAGUGGGGCAGGCGCCGAGGGGCUGCCGCUGCAUGUGGCUCUGCACCCGCCCGAGCCCUGCCGCCGGGGCCGCCACCGUGUGCCUCUGGCCUCUGGCACCGCCUGGCUGGGGCUGCCCCCUGCCUCCACUCCAGCCCCUGCUCUCCCAUCCAGCCCUGCUUGGAGCCCACCAGCCACAGAAGCCACCAUGGGUGGUAAACGGCAGGUGGCAGGCAGUGUCGGGGGCAACACAGGUGUGAGGGGCAAGUUUGAGCGGGCAGAGGAGGAGGCCAGGAAGGAGGAGACCGAAGCCAGGGAGGAGGAGGAGGAAGAGGAGGAGGAGAUGGUCCCUGCCCCUCAGCAUGUCACUGAGCUAGAGCUGGGCAUGUACGCCCUGCUGGGAGUCUUCUGCGUGGCCAUCUUCAUCUUCUUGGUCAAUGGUGUGGUCUUCGUCCUGCGCUAUCAGCGCAAAGAACCUCCCGACAGUGCCACUGACCCCACCUCCCCCCAGCCCCACAACUGGGUCUGGCUGGGCACUGACCAGGAGGAACUGAGCCGCCAGCUGGACCGGCAGUCCCCUGGCCCGCCCAAGGGGGAGGGGAGCUGCCCCUGUGAGAGUGGGGGAGGAGGGGAGGCCCCUACCCUGGCCCCUGGCCCUCCUGGGGGCACCACCAGCUCCUCAAGCACCCUGGCCCGAAAGGAGGCUGGGGGGCGGCGGAAGCGAGUAGAGUUUGUGACAUUUGCGCCAGCCCCUCCAGCCCAGUCACCUGAGGAGCCUGUAGGGGCCCCUGCUGUGCAGUCCAUCCUUGUGGCAGGCGAGGAGGACAUCCGCUGGGUGUGUGAGGACAUGGGGCUGAAGGACCCUGAGGAGCUUCGCAACUACAUGGAGAGGAUCCGGGGCAGCUCCUGACCCUCCACAGCCACCUGGUCAGCCACCAGCUGGGGCAACGAGGGUGGAGGUCCCACUGAGCCUCUCGCCUGCCCCCGCCACUCGUCUGGUGCUUGUUGAUCCAAGUCCCCUGCCUGGUCCCCCACAAGGACUCCCAUCCAGGCCCCCUCUGCCCUGCCCCUUGUCAUGGACCAUGGUCGUGAGGAAGGGCUCAUGCCCCUUAUUUAUGGGAACCAUUUCAUUCUAACAGAAUAAACCGAGAAGGAAACCAGA
Molecule: messenger RNA, 5971 nt
Organism: Homo sapiens (human)
Lineage: Eukaryota; Metazoa; Chordata; Mammalia; Primates; Hominidae
Gene: TMEM132A
Product: transmembrane protein 132A
Exons: 10
Coding region: 2606-5719 (1037 amino acids)
Cellular component (GO): plasma membrane; endoplasmic reticulum membrane; endoplasmic reticulum
Molecular function (GO): protein homodimerization activity
Source: RefSeq, a predicted model, not a curated record